Messenger RNA from Necator americanus (New World hookworm), 2028 nucleotides. RefSeq lists its product as uncharacterized. Bases 1 to 2028 code for a protein of 675 amino acids. The transcript has 20 exons. The record is from RefSeq and is a predicted model, not a curated record. Gene Ontology annotation, biological process: cell adhesion; proteolysis. Lineage: Eukaryota; Metazoa; Nematoda; Chromadorea; Rhabditida; Ancylostomatidae. Gene Ontology annotation, cellular component: cytoplasm; membrane. Gene Ontology annotation, molecular function: metalloendopeptidase activity.
AUGGGAAAAGACGAUACAGGUCUUACGGGUCGCCAAGCACACAAAUGGAUUGGUGACCAUUUGAUGGCGACGAGAGCACGGAUGCUAUUUAUUCUCUUCUAUAUUUUUACGUUCAGCGAUCAAUGGUCCGUUGCUUCACCAUGUUCAUAUAAGAGUCCACGUGUGGAAGACGUUCUACUUGAAGUCCCCAUUGAAACGAAUCGUUUCCGACGAUCCACCACCGAGAAAGUUUACGAAGCGUUACGUGUGUACUUACACUAUGACGAUUCCGUUCUUGCACUCCCAGCUGAAAAACAAUUAUUUGUAAAUAGUUCCCUAUUGCCAGAAGCAGCUGGUUAUUGGGAGAAUGUGUUGCGAGUCGCACGCGCUGAUGCACCAAUCCGGUUGCGAAGGAAAUGCAUCUCAUCCUACUAUUACUUUCGAAACGAGAAGAAAUCGGUGGCAUGCGAUCGAGGUUGCAGAGAGAUGACCACGUGCGGUGACGCUGUCAUACCACCGGAACAUUUAUUGGAGUGCUCAUAUUGUCUAUCAUCUGACGACUGCUAUACAACUGGAGAAAAAGGUAGCGGAGUGAAAGAUGCUGACUUCAUACUGUACGUGACCGCAAUUUCCACUAAACGAUGCGAUAGUGUGGAUACGUUAGCGUACGCAGCACAUUGUCAGCAAGAAGCGGAACUGGACAGACCGGUGGCUGGACACGUGAAUCUUUGCCCGUCCGCGCUGUCCACACAUCGUCACGAUCGGGAAAUUCUACUCUCAACGGUAAAACAUGAAAUUCUUCACGCGCUGGGUUUCAGCGUCGGUUUGUACGCGUUCUUUCGGGACGAGAAUGGGAAACCGCGAACACGAAGGAAUCGUUACGGGAAGCCGAUCUCGUUGAACAAGGAACUCGGUUAUUACGAAUGGGAUCGUUCAACCAUUUCUACGAUACUUCGAGAAGAUUGGUGGACGGGAGAAGGGAAGGUUGUUCAUCCUGUUCAUAUGAUGGUUACACCACGUGUUCGUGAAGAAGCUCGUCAACAUUUCGCUUGUGACAUAUUGGAAGGAGCUGAACUUGAAAACCAGGGUGGUGACGGAACCGCGCUUACACAUUGGGAAAAACGUGUAUUUGAGAACGAAGCGAUGACCGGCACGCAUACACAGAAUCCAGUUUAUUCUCGGCUGACAUUGGCUCUUCUGGAGGAUAGCGGGUGGUAUAAACCAAACUAUGAGAGCGCAGAAGAACUCUACUGGGGUCGAAAGCUGGGAUGUGAUUUCGUCAGGAAGAGUUGUGGAGAGUGGAUCAACAACAAGAUUGAGAAAGGAGAGCUGCCGGCACCAUUUUGCAAUGAGAUCAAGCAUGACGGAAAGAAGUCGUUAGCUGUAACGAGAUGCACUUCCCAGCGUGAUUCGUUAGCACUUUGUAACCUCGUACCAUAUCGAAAGGAGCUACCAAUUCAAUUUCGAAAUUUCGCUAAAAUUGAUGGAGUUUCAAAAGAUGGUACAAAACACUAUGGAGGUUCUGUAGAGCUUGCCGAUUUCUGUCCUUACAGUCAGGAAUUCGAAUGGAAAUUGCCUAACACUACGAUACGACGUGAUUCCCGUUGCGAACUGGAGGGGAAUAAUCAAGAAGGGGAAGAUAUUCUAGAGGUAUACGGAUCCUCGUCGCGUUGCCUUGAUUUCAAGAAACCAUGGAGAGAACGAAAAUGUGGCCGAAUAAGAUCGCUGUCUCACUACAUGGCUGGUUGUUAUGAGCACGUUUGCCAAAAUGGUACUUUGUUUAUUUCUGUGCACGAUUCACCACUAUAUCCAUGUUAUUUCGAAGGUCAAUAUGUUCAUAUCAAAAGGAUCACUGAUGGAUGGCUACGUGAGGGUGUGAUCCUGUGUCCAUCAUGUGAUGAGUUCUGUUCACAAUGCAAAAUACAGGAGAAAACAGACGACUACAUAGGUGAUCCAGAUCUAGACGAACCAUGUGCUACUGCUACCAUAUCAAUUUGGAUGUGCCUGCUGAUCGUGAUGCUGUAUCGGAUAUCGAUUCAUUGGUGUUGA